Messenger RNA from Vitis riparia (riverbank grape), 621 nucleotides. Its product is annotated as chaperone protein dnaJ 11, chloroplastic. Bases 33 to 479 code for a protein of 148 amino acids. The transcript has a single exon. Lineage: Eukaryota; Viridiplantae; Streptophyta; Magnoliopsida; Vitales; Vitaceae. The record is from RefSeq and is a predicted model, not a curated record.
UAUCCACAUAUGCCUUCUCAAUCUUCCCUAAAAUGUUCCAAAGCCUUUCCUCUUCCUUUGCCCUUUCCUCACCCCCAAUCCAUUUUCGCGCCGGAUCUGCUCCUUCAAUGUCUUGUAGCCGGAAUACCUGCCACGCCUCCAUGCCAACCUUGGUGGAGGCCACCAGAAAGCCCUCCAGUCUCUACGAGGUGCUUAGGGUGAAGCAGACGGCGUCUCCCACGGAGAUCAAGACGGCGUACAGGAGCUUGGCCAAGAUGUACCACCCCGACGCGUCGCCGGUGGAUUCGGAUGGGCGUAACUUCAUCCAGAUUCACAACGCCUAUGAGACGCUUUCCGAUCCAGCGGCGAGGGCCGUGUAUGAUCUGUCGUUAGGGUCGACGGGACGGCGGCCGUAUGCGUAUGCGUGUUCGUCCGGGGGGGUCCGGGGUCGGAGUGCGCACUAUUCGACCCGGAGAUGGGAAACUGAUCAGUGUUGGUAGGAUCCGAAAUGCUGUAUAUUUUGUUUUUAGUUUCUUAGAGAGCCACAUGCGUGUGGUGUAGGGGGCAGAGAAUUGUAAAAAUCCCACGGCCAUUUUUGUUGCCAGGAAAUGAGUAAAUAUCCUUCCUCCUCUUCAUCAAUUU